Messenger RNA from Ceutorhynchus assimilis (cabbage seed weevil), 3457 nucleotides. Lineage: Eukaryota; Metazoa; Arthropoda; Insecta; Coleoptera; Curculionidae. The record is from the annotation of a GenBank genome assembly.
CAUCAAGCGUGGGCCGAGGAGUGAGGAGUGAUGUUUUGGUGAUGAAAAAAUAAAAAAAAUUAACAAAAUUUCAUUUCACUGACAUUCAUUCAAUUUAUUCCUUUCAUUUCUGGUUCCGUACUAGAAGCGAGUACUUGUGUUGUAUCGAUUCCUCUGGUUGUCCGGACGUCGCGUUUAUUUAAAAUGAACUUAUUUUAAAAUCAAAUUUCUAAAAGAUCAGUCCUUAGGCUACUCCAAUAAAUUCAUCCAGGAUGGCCCUAUUAGUAAUUGGAUUCAAAUUUUUAUUCUCAAUAUUUUUUGUGCCUUUUAUGAUGCUGCUCCUGUCCAUUAUAUUCCUGGCGUCCAUAGGAAAGUCUUUGGGAGUCAGACGGCUGUACGUGAAAGUUCUACUAAUGAUAUUUGAGUAUGGCAGAAAAGAUAUAGAAUCGGCUCUAAUUGAAAAAAGAAACCAAAAAAUAGAACAGGACUCUGAGGAUGAAGGCUAUAGUGAAGAGUUAGCACCUUCAGAAAAAUCUUACACUCAUGAAACUCCAAAAAAUGAUAAAGGACAUAAGCCAAACGGAUUAACUAAUGGGUAUUUAGUCAAUGGAGGAAAUAAUCUGAUUAGUCGGGAGGAAAGACAUAUUUUAUUACCUGAGCCAGUAAAUGUUCCAGUCAAAGCUGAUGCAGCAAAUGGUGAGAACAGUGUUGAAGAUAGCAACUUAAGUCAGGUGCUUAAAGAAGGAACAGGUGAAGUAAAGGAAAAAAUCCUAUUAAACUUUGAACUAAGCACGAUACUUGACUACACAAAAGCAGGCUUCGAGGCUAUCAUAGAAGACCAAGUCACCUCUAGAUUCGAAGCUGAAGAAUUAAAGAAUUGGAACUUGCUCAUAAGAACUAAUAGGGGCUAUGAAUUCAUAUCGUGGAAACUAACAUUUAUUUGGAUGUGCGGAUUUUGUGUUCGCUAUACCUUUUUGUUGCCUUUGAGGGUUAUUAUUUGCUUUUGUGGGGUACUGUGGCUCACAAUCUGUACAGCUCUGGUUGGCUACAUACCCCAAAAGGAUUUCCGAAGAUUGGUCAACAAAUAUGUGUCGAUUAUGUGCUUUGGGAUCUUGUCGCGUGCCAUUUCUUCCGUUAUAACUUAUCACAACGAGCAAAAUAGACCAAAAGAGGGAGGAAUCUGCGUAGCUAAUCAUACAUCGCCUAUUGAUGCUCUCAUUUUGAUGUGUGAUAAUUGUUAUUCUUUGAUUGGUCAGAGACACGGAGGCUUUUUAGGUAUCUUACAAAGAGCACUGGCCAGAGCUUCACCACAUAUCUGGUUUGAAAGAUCUGAAGCUAGAGAUAAGAAAUUUGUAUCGCAAAGGUUAAUAGACCAUACAUCAGAUCAGAAUAAUCCUCCAAUUCUUAUAUUCCCGGAAGGUACCUGUAUUAAUAACACAUCGGUGAUGCAAUUUAAGAAGGGCAGCUUUGAAGUAGGAAGUGUAAUAUAUCCUGUAGCCAUCAAAUAUGAUCCAAGGUUUGGUGAUGCCUUCUGGAACUCUAACAAAUACACAAUGCUGCAAUAUUUGUACAUGAUGAUGACCAGUUGGGCGAUAGUGUGCGACGUAUGGUAUUUGCCUCCAAUGCAUCAAGAAGAAGGCGAAAGUUCCAUUGAUUUCGCCAAUAGAGUAAAAAGUGCUAUUGCAAAGCAAGGUGGACUAGUUGAUCUUGUUUGGGAUGGUCAGCUUAAGCGAUCAAAGCCCAAAAAAGAAUGGAAAGAGCGACAACAAGAAGAAUUCAGUAAAAGGUUGAAAGUAGAAUAGGUAGCAUUCAGGUAAAAACAAAUUAGGUUAACAAUCUAUAGUCACCUCAGUGUAGCAAAAAUAUUAUCAUUAUUUUAUAAAUAUUCAGAGUUACCAGAGAACUUUGACAAAGUUGAAGGAUUCCUUUUUUCUUCAGGGCCUGUUUAUUUAUUGUUUGAAUAAAGACAAUAGUUAAAUUACACUCUAAAAUGUUUCCAGCUAUAAUUUUUGCAAUCUUCAUGGGUUGUAUUUUGGAAGAUUUGUAGAACAUAACCAGCUAAAUUAUACAUUGCUUGCUAAAUACUUUGAGUUGCAAUUCUAAGAAUCCAGAAUACAACAUCUAAACUCGAAUUAUCAUGUUUGAUAACUUAUCUAAAGAUAUCAAGAAGACUGGCCUUAAGUGGAUUUUGUUUUAAAGUAGUAUGCAUGAAGAAGGCAGAGGAACAGCUCUAGUCACCAAAUGUAGAUUUUUAGGUUAAUUUUGUGAUAAAGCCAACAAUUUUAAUUUGUUUGAAGUAAUUAGGUAGGUAUUUUUUUUUGUAUUUCUAGUUAGCUCAAAAGUACAAAGGACAGAACUUGUCUUGAAAACCUGUUGUGAAAGCAGCCUGUAAACUAAAUUUUCAAAGGUAGAUCAUUUUUGAAAAUUGCGUGGAUGUGAUCAAGUUCAUACUUUUUCUUUUUGACAGUUACGUUCUUACUAUAAAAGUGCACACUGAACGGGAAAUUAAAAAAAUGUUUUAAGAAAUAAAAAUUAUGAAAAUUUUAAAUUCGGAUUUAAGUAUGUUUGGAUGAAAGAGGCUACACUGUAAUCAAAUGAGAUAUGCUACCCUCUAAAGAUCAUUAACGUUCAGGCACUCAAUAUUGUGACCAAUAUAUAUGUCAUAUCAGAGUCGUGAAUAUGGGGUCUGUUUAACAUUUUCAUAUUUUCUUUGUGCUUCCUCUUAUUAUCAAAAUGUCCUUUGUAUAUUUCAUUCUAGUAUUAAAUGAGUGAAAAUUUUAGAGUUUAGGAUUGAACAUAAAGUCUGUUGAAAUUGCUCGAAAACUUUAGAGAUUCUCAUGUAGUACUGUCAUCAGAAAGGAUACAAAAAUAUCGAAAUAAUUGAUGUUUUAAGUUAUUAGUUUUCUUAAGCCUAAGUUGUAAAUAUUCUUUUUAUAUUAGUGUGUAUGUACUUCUAUUAAUUAAGCUAUUUUUUUUUCAAUCUGUUCUAAACGGGUUACUAUAAUAUGUAUAUCCCAAAAAGCAAGAGAUUAGAUAAAUUCUGGAAAAAAACAAAUCGAAAUCAAAAUAUUGAUUUUAAUUCCAAUUUUUUAUUUUAUAAAUAAUAAUUAUUGUCUAGUUUCCCUGCCUAUUAUUUAUUAUUUAUAAAAUACAUAGUGAGUUCUUUGCAAGCAUAAUCGGUACUUAUCUGCUCAGCUAGAUUUACACAAAAACAUUUUUCAAAUAAAAAAUCAUUGUAUGUUUUUGAUGCUUGAAUAACGUAUUUAUGUAAGGACUGAUCACAGCCAGAAAGCAUUUAUUUUUGAAUACUUUGCUUAUACACAAGGCAAUGCUUUGUGCAGAAUACGAGGCCUUUUUCUCAUAAUUGAAAACCAAAUUAGCUUUAGUGUUCCAAACAUGUAGUAGUGUAUAUGAAAUUUUGUAUCGAAAUUUUAUUAUUUUAUUGAAAAAAAUUAAUAUAUUUGAGUCUAAAUAAGAA